GAUAACCCGUGUUUAAAGUAAAAAAUUAUAACUCAUAGGAGUAGUGUACGUAAAUUAUAAUUCAUUGAGAAUUGUAAACUUAAAUUAAACAACUAAAAGCAAUCUCUUCGUGGAAUAAAGAUGAAAGCUUCAAGAUAAAAACCAAAUAAAUCCUUUAUCAAGACUCAAUUUGCUCGGAAGUCCAUUUAACCCAACAUCAAUGGUAAUUUCAUGUACCUGAACAUAAUAAAUGCUAUUUUAUUUUUAAUUUUAUAAAAAAUAAUUGGGUGUAAAAAAUCAGGGUCGUCAUCUUCCUUAAUUUUAGUUUCCAAUUAUUCCUCUUGAACUUUCCAAGUGAUAAUUAUUCAUACCAGGUUUUGAUUUUAGUUUUGAUUUUAUUUCUAUAAAAUUGUGCUCCGAUUUUAAUUUUAUCAUUUUAAUGUGAUUGUUAAAAUACAUCUAUUCUAAACAUUAGGUUGGCCUUUUAUCAUUUUGAUAUAUAUAUUUUUUUCUUCUCCUCAUCAUCUAUUCUAUCCAUGGUAGUUAUUUAUUUAAAUAAAAUAUUUAAUUUUAUUAUCUGAUUUGGUAGCAACUGAUUUAUUUUUUAGGUUGAAGUAUAACAGUUAUGGACAAUAUUACUAUUUUUGGUCAAGUGGAUGGAGAUUUACACCGAACCGUUCGAUUUCUUCAAGAAAGAAAUGUUAAUGUUGUUAUUCGCGAUGAACGUGACCUUAAUACUAUUCGCAUUCGUGAGGCAAAGGCAAAGGAAAAAGAAAAGGCUACCAUUUCUGGCAAAGGGAAGAAAAAUGUCCAUCCCGUGGAUUGGAUCGAAAAAUUUAUGGAGCUUAAAAGGAGAAAUAUGACUAGCUUGCUUCGAUGGGGAUGUAAUAAGAUUAUUGUGCAUGUUCCUCAUUGGGGAUAUAUACAAGUUGAUACAAAAACUUUUUGGAAAGUAAUGAGAAGAAAGUUUGGGCGAACACAUAUUUGAAGACAUGUUAUUGAAAGAUUUUUUGUAAAUCAUACAUAUUUUGGAAAUGUUUAACCCACUUUUUGUAAGG
Molecule: messenger RNA, 1037 nt
Organism: Diospyros lotus (date-plum)
Lineage: Eukaryota; Viridiplantae; Streptophyta; Magnoliopsida; Ericales; Ebenaceae
Exons: 6
Coding region: 605-967 (120 amino acids)
Source: RefSeq, a predicted model, not a curated record